This is a messenger RNA of Lutra lutra (Eurasian river otter), 5049 nucleotides long. It is a transcript of the gene CDC5L, whose product is annotated as cell division cycle 5 like. The transcript has 16 exons. Gene Ontology annotation, cellular component: Prp19 complex; spliceosomal complex. Gene Ontology annotation, molecular function: DNA-binding transcription factor activity, RNA polymerase II-specific; RNA polymerase II transcription regulatory region sequence-specific DNA binding. The record is from RefSeq and is a predicted model, not a curated record. NCBI's taxonomy places the organism in Eukaryota, Metazoa, Chordata, Mammalia, Carnivora, Mustelidae. Bases 265 to 2673 code for a protein of 802 amino acids. Gene Ontology annotation, biological process: mRNA splicing, via spliceosome; regulation of transcription by RNA polymerase II.
UUACCUAGAGGUAUUUGAUGGUUUUCUUCCAGUCUUCUAGAGCUGAGCUUUAACAAGGCGCUUAUUCCUUUCAGCAAACGGGUUCUCGCGAGACUUGCUACUCUGCUUCCCCCACCCCCAGCCCAGCCUUGCGCCUGCGCAGAUCUCUUCAAACCAGAAGGUCGCGCUUGGAGGAAGUGGCGGCUUUAGGUCCCGUGGCCGUAGCGCCGUUACUACUUUUGUGAAGCUCCUCUCGGCCACUUGCCGAGACACCCCGCAGUCAAGAUGCCUCGAAUUAUGAUCAAGGGGGGCGUGUGGAGGAAUACCGAGGAUGAAAUUCUGAAAGCAGCGGUAAUGAAAUAUGGAAAAAACCAGUGGUCUAGGAUUGCCUCACUGUUGCAUAGAAAAUCAGCAAAGCAGUGCAAAGCCAGAUGGUACGAGUGGCUGGAUCCAAGCAUUAAGAAAACAGAAUGGUCCAGAGAAGAAGAAGAAAAACUCUUACACUUAGCUAAGUUGAUGCCAACUCAGUGGAGGACCAUUGCACCCAUCAUCGGAAGAACAGCUGCCCAGUGCUUGGAACAUUAUGAGUUUCUUUUGGAUAAAGCUGCACAGAGAGAUAAUGAAGAGGAAACAACAGAUGAUCCACGAAAACUUAAACCUGGAGAAAUAGAUCCAAAUCCAGAAACAAAACCAGCAAGGCCUGAUCCGAUUGAUAUGGAUGAGGAUGAACUUGAGAUGCUUUCUGAAGCUAGAGCCCGCCUGGCAAAUACUCAGGGAAAGAAAGCUAAGAGGAAAGCAAGAGAGAAACAAUUGGAAGAAGCAAGGCGUCUUGCAGCCCUCCAGAAGAGAAGAGAACUUCGAGCAGCUGGCAUAGAAAUUCAGAAGAAGAGAAAAAAGAAGAGAGGAGUUGAUUAUAAUGCUGAAAUUCCAUUUGAAAAAAAGCCUGCUCUUGGUUUUUACGAUACUUCUGAGGAAAACUACCAGGCUCUUGAUGCAGAUUUCAGAAAAUUAAGACAACAGGAUCUUGAUGGGGAACUAAGAUCUGAAAAAGAAGGAAGAGACAGAAAAAAAGACAAGCAACAUUUGAAAAGGAAAAAAGAAUCUGAUUUACCAUCAGCCAUUCUUCAGACUAGUGGUGUUUCUGAAUUUACCAAAAAGAGAAGCAAACUAGUACUUCCUGCCCCUCAGAUUUCAGAUGCAGAACUCCAGGAGGUUGUAAAAGUAGGCCAAGCAAGUGAAAUUGCACGUCAGACUGCUGAGGAAUCUGGCAUAACGAACUCUGCCUCCAGUACUCUCUUGUCCGAGUACAAUGUCACCAACAACAGCAUUGCUCUUAGAACACCUCGCACACCAGCUUCCCAGGAUAGAAUUCUGCAGGAAGCUCAGAAUCUCAUGGCUCUGACCAAUGUGGACACCCCAUUAAAAGGUGGACUUAACACGCCUUUGCACGAGAGUGACUUCUCAGGUGUGACGCCACAGCGGCAGGUUGUACAGACCCCAAACACAGUUCUUUCUACCCCAUUCAGGACUCCAUCUCAUGGAGCUGAAGGAUUGACUCCCCGCAGUGGGACGACUCCCAAACCAGUUAUUAACUCCACCCCUGGUAGAACGCCUCUUCGAGACAAGUUAAACAUUAAUCCUGAGGAUGGAAUGGCAGACUACAGUGACCCCUCUUAUGUGAAGCAGAUGGAAAGAGAAUCUCGAGAACAUCUCCGUUUAGGGUUGUUGGGCCUUCCAGCCCCUAAGAAUGACUUCGAAAUUGUGCUGCCAGAAAAUGCUGAGAAGGAGCUGGAAGACCGUGAAAUAGAUGAUACUUACAUUGAAGAUGCUGCCGAUGUGGAUGCACGCAAGCAGGCUAUACGAGAAGCAGAGCGUGUAAAGGAAAUGAAACGAAUGCACAAAGCUGUCCAGAAAGAUCUGCCAAGACCAUCAGAAGUAAAUGAAACCAUUCUAAGACCUCUAAAUGUAGAACCACCUCUAACAGAUUUACAAAAAAGUGAAGAACUAAUCAAAAAAGAAAUGAUCACAAUGCUUCAUUAUGACCUUCUACAUCACCCUUAUGAACCAUCUGGAAAUAAGAAAGGAAAAACUGUAGGAUUUGGUACUAAUAAUUCAGAACACAUUGCCUAUCUGGAACAUAACCCUUAUGAAAAAUUCUCCAAAGAAGAGCUGAAAAAGGCCCAGGACGUUCUGGUACAGGAGAUGGAAGUGGUCAAACAAGGUAUGAGCCAUGGAGAACUCUCAAGUGAAGCUUACAACCAGGUGUGGGAAGAAUGCUACAGUCAAGUUUUGUAUCUUCCUGGGCAGAGCCGCUAUACGCGGGCCAACCUAGCUAGCAAAAAGGACAGGAUUGAGUCACUUGAAAAGAGGCUCGAGAUAAACAGGGGUCACAUGACAACGGAAGCCAAGAGAGCUGCAAAGAUGGAGAAGAAGAUGAAAAUUUUGCUUGGGGGUUACCAGUCUCGUGCUAUGGGGCUCAUGAAACAGUUGAAUGACUUAUGGGACCAAAUUGAGCAGGCAUACUUGGAGUUACGCACUUUUGAAGAACUCAAGAAACAUGAAGAUUCUGCCAUUCCCCGGAGGCUAGAGUGUCUAAAGGAAGAUGUUCAGCGACAGCAGGAAAGAGAAAAAGAACUUCAGCAUAGAUAUGCUGACUUGCUGCUGGAGAAAGAGACUUUAAAGUCCAAAUUCUGAACAUAGUUUAUAUUCUGUUACAAGAAGAAUUAAUUACUGGUUUUCAUACUCUGGAAGGCUGAAACUGAUGAUUAUCUUCAUUGACAAAUUUGCCCACAAUCUGUGGCUUUUCAGUUGUUUAUUUUAAAUGAUAUCGAUCUUACACAGUCUAUGUAUAAAGACUUUAACUCCACAGGACAUUUUAGGGUUUAAAUUAUUAAGAUGAUCAUUCUUUUAGCAGUGUCAUAUUUGCAAAAUUUUUUUAGUUUGGCCUUUAAUUUUAAAAGCCUGAUUUUAAGUACUGCCUGUGAGUAAACUCUUGAAUAAAAACAAAAUAUAAAAAAUUGAGAGUGUAGCCUUUUGUUUGAAGUAAUUAGAUACUUAAAGUGCCCACAAACCAGCAAGUAUGUACUCUGUGUCAUAUUUAAUGAGUAACUCUUGGGUAAUCAAAAUGGUGAUCCAGUAUCUUAAUUCCUUAAGAGGAGUCCUUUUGUGGCUUUGUUUUAGCAAAGAGUACUGUUUCUCAGUACACUGACAAGAUAGAUUAACAUUUUAACACCUUAGGGUUUUUUUUUUUUUUUUCCUCAGUUUAACUUUAGGGAAGAUGUCUUCUCUGCUCAGCUACUCACACAAUUUAUGGAUUAGGACUCAAAAGAUUAAAUUUUUAUCGACCUGUCCUUUUCUUGUAAAUGUCUUUUUGACAAAGGCAUGUUAAAGAUUAAUUUUAAUAAGGCUGUUGAACUUUAGUAAAGCUUUGUGCUUAUCUUAGCAAGUUCAUUACACAAGUCUAGAAUUUGGGGAAUGGGUAGGAAUGGGAAGACCUGACUUUAUAAUUCACAUGAAAUCUUUUGGGACAGUUAUUAGUUGGCUACAGUAUGUUGGACUUACCUGGGAAGUUUCCCAAUCUUAAGAAUCCUAGGGACUAAAAGGAGGGAAGGAGGGAUUCAUUCAUGAAGUCAUCAGAUAUUUAUUAACUAUAUACCCAGUGUCAGAGUCGUGGAGAUAGAACAUUGAAUAACGUAGGCAUGACUCCUGCUUUGAGGUGUUUACAGUCUGUUGGGAAUUUUAAAAAAGUGACCAAGGUUUGCAUAAUUUCAGAACUGGCAGUCUCGGUGCAUUGUAGACAGACGGUGAAUGCUUUUGCCAUAUAGCAGUGCAGGUUUAACUGGCAGAUAGCUCUGCAUCAUCUUUGUUAGUAUCCUGGAAAGCCCAGGGUUCUCUACCAACAGGACUCCUAGAGCGAUUCUGGUAACUGUUUUCACGUUUACAUUUAUCGAAUUCUCUUACAAGCAUUCAUUAAGUGAUUGUGUUAAAAGUAGUGUUGGAAAGCAUGUUUAAGUCUCAGUAACUUUGGGACAGAAAUUAAUUACGAUAAAGAGCCAAAAAAACCCCACCAGCAUGAGUGAGAUCUCUUUGAAAUAUUAGAAAUAACACUGAGAUAAGAAAAUGCAGUCUCCAAAGAAAAAAAAUACCUAACAGCAGGUUACGCUGUCCAACCAUUUUAUCCUCCCUAUUUUCAAAUCUACUUUUCUGGGAAAAUUAGUUGUGAAGUAUGAUGUCCUACUGUACAUUUCUCCUAAAAUGUGACUGCCCUAUUGGCCCUGUAGAAUUUGAUUUGCUAAUAGAUUAUUUAGGAAAAUUGCAUUUUUACUAAGUGAGUUUAGUCUCUUGGGCUGUUGGCCUUUUUUUUUUUUAAAAGUAGGCUCCACAUCUGGAUCUAGAGUGGAGCCCAAACACAGGGCUGGACUCACAACCCCUGAGGUCAAGACCUGAGCUGAGAUCAAGAGUGGUGUGCUCACCCAACCGAGUCACCUAGGUGUCCGAGUCCAAUUUUUGACAUGGGGAUUUUGCUACCUGUGUAAGACGAAUAGGAUAACUACGUAUAUUUUUCUUUGCAUCAAGCAGUUAUGUUACUGGAGUGAUUUGUUCCAUUGAAGAUUGAAGGAUUGCGCUUAAGAAACUUCUGAUCUGGGAGCCUUUUUGGGAAGUAAUUUCUUGCUAACAGUUUCUUCUGUGACUAUGUUACCUCUUUUUAAAUGGAAGUAUCUUUAAAUUUGAUUUUAAAAUUUUGUUUUAAAAAAUUUUGUUUUAAAAUGUAUUUCUCCUUUUGUAUUUGUUAUUUGCUAAAUUUAAGUAAUUUAUACUUUUCCAGAAAACUUAAUUUGGUUGGAAUUUAAGACAUUUAUUUGCAGAGGAUUUUAAUAGAGAGUAAAAAAUCUCUUAUAUUAAGUCUGUUACUUGUAAGUUAAAGAAAUUGACCUUAGUUUUACCAUUUCCUAUUUUUUUUUUCCUUGAUUUGACUUGCUAAAGGUAAUCUUUUUUCCCUUCAGAAAAAACCCUGAUGUUUGGAUUUAUCACUUGUCAUUUAAAAUAUAUUAAUUUUUCAUUUUAUGUGUA